CGCCUACCUCUCGACGCCCAACCCCAAAAAGAAAAAUUCUCCUCGCGGAGAAAGGUCGCGUGCCGUCUCGCCCACAGGGGGUGGAUGAAGCGGCGAGCUUCCUUUCCGUGCUCGGCGUGGGUAGCCUUGAUUGUGGCCAGAGGUUUCGUGCUGGCCAUGGCAAGGUCGAUUGCUUGGACGUGCGGAUGAAGGUUUGACUGCCUGAAUUGGCUGUGUGCAUCUACCUGAUUGCAGUUCCGGGCACUGAUUGCUUCGCCUGUAUGCUGCUGGUUGCCUGCCUUGUGCUGCUACUACAUAUGCAAUCUGUGGAGCAACCAAAAAGACCUUGGCUUCAUGCUAUGAUUGUGUAAAGUAAUUGACUAACCAAGCCCAUCUGUAACAAUGGCACAGGAGAGCUGGAAACAGGAAUCUGAGGAGACUGGAGUCCAUGCACCUGAGGCCCCAAUUCUGUGCAUAAACAACUGUGGUUUCUUCGGCAGCAGCAUGACGAACAAUAUGUGCUCGAAGUGCUACAGGGACUUCAUCAAAUUGAUGGAAGGCCCUGUGGUUGAGAAGAAGGUGAUCACGGUGGCAUCUUCUUCUGCGGCACCAAUGGAGACAGCAAAGCAAGAUGAUGUGCCUGCAGCUGCUGCCACUGAAGCUGUGACGGAGAAGCAAGCAGAGCAGGAGCCGCCAAAGCCGCCCAGCAACCGGUGCCUUACCUGCCGCAAGAAGGUUGGGCUGACUGGCUUCCUCUGCCGCUGCGGGGGCACCUUCUGCUCCAUGCACCGCUACACUGACUCCCACCAGUGCACCUUCGACUACAAGAAGGUGGCACGGGAGCAGAUUGCCAAGCAAAAUCCAGUUGUGAUGGCAGAGAAGAUUAACAAGAUAUGAUGCAUGGUCAUGUGAAGGGAUCACUAAAUUCAUGCCUGGGUAGUGGGUUCACUCCAAAUGAUAGGUUCCUUCAGGCGGUGGUCUGGGUCUGGGUUAGAGUGGUAGCUGGUCUCAAUUGUGUCUAUCCUCCUCCUUUAUCAUGGUUUCAUUCUCUCGAUUGUGUAAUAAUGUAAAUAUAUUCAAACUGUAAUUUAAUCCUAUUGCUUCCUACUACGAUUGAUGGGUUUGAUGGGUUUA
Molecule: messenger RNA, 1113 nt
Organism: Panicum virgatum (switchgrass)
Lineage: Eukaryota; Viridiplantae; Streptophyta; Magnoliopsida; Poales; Poaceae
Product: zinc finger A20 and AN1 domain-containing stress-associated protein 9-like
Exons: 3
Coding region: 382-876 (164 amino acids)
Molecular function (GO): DNA binding; zinc ion binding
Source: RefSeq, a predicted model, not a curated record